Molecule: messenger RNA, 1713 nt
Organism: Athene cunicularia (burrowing owl)
Lineage: Eukaryota; Metazoa; Chordata; Aves; Strigiformes; Strigidae
Product: zinc finger and BTB domain-containing protein 8A-like
Exons: 4
Coding region: 207-1664 (485 amino acids)
Biological process (GO): regulation of transcription by RNA polymerase II
Molecular function (GO): DNA-binding transcription factor activity, RNA polymerase II-specific; protein binding; RNA polymerase II cis-regulatory region sequence-specific DNA binding
Source: RefSeq, a predicted model, not a curated record
CGAUCGGCGCGGAGCGUCCCGGCAGCCGAGGCGCUCCCCAGGGCCGGGGGGGCCCCAAGUCCUCUUCCUCAGUCUGAACCGUCAUCUUCGUUCUUUUAGCUCCGUCGAUGUCAUCUUAAUUCUUUUAGAUAGGCAGGAAUCCUGCCGGGGCGUCUUUUCACCUCGUUCAGAGAGUUCGCAAGCCUUCCUCUUAUUCCCCGACUGGAAUGGAGAUUUCUUCCCAUCAGUUUCACCUCCUCGAGCAGCUGAACGAACAACGGAAGCAAGACUUGUUCUGUGACUGCAACAUCCUGGUCGAGGGAAAGGUCUUUAAAGCACAUCGCAAUGUGCUGUUUGCCAGCAGCGGCUACUUCAAAAUGCUCCUUUCGCAGAGCUCGAAGGAGACGAGCCAGCCAACAAUAGCCACUUUUGAAGUUUUCUCUCCAGAGACUUUUAUGGUUAUCUUGGACUUUGUGUAUUCAGGGAAACUCUCUCUCACUGGUCAGAAUGUGAUCGAAGUCAUGUCAGCUGCGAGCUACCUGCAGAUGACUGAUAUCCUCAAUGUCUGCAAGACAUUCAUUAAGUCCUCACUGGAUAUUAGCGAAAAGGAAAAGGAUCAUUACCUCAGCCUGUCGGCCAAAAGCACAAACAGUGAACCCACCCAUCCAUCUCUUUAUCGGUCAAGAAGAAAAGCAAAGAGCAACCCCAGGCGUUCCUGUUCGAUCCCGGAUGACAAGGCUAAUACAGUGAAUGAAAAUUCCUGGAGCAGUUACGGCAGCUACCUGUCCUCAGAGGUGAUUCUUCAGCGGGCAGAAACGCAGCUAUCGAAAAGAGGCAGAAAACAGGGCUCAAUGAGAAAGCGCCGAAAGCACCUCGGGCUGGCCCAGACCCGUGAUUUUGUGCAGUAUAAAUCCAACAAAGCUGAGCGGGCCAGCGGCGGUUGCAGCACGGCAGAUUCCAGCCACGUGUCUCGGGUUAGGGAGGAGGCUGAAUGCGAUGCUGAGAACGCCGCCGAUCGCGACGAUUACGGAUAUAAUCACGAAUCGGAAGUGAUGCCGAAGAGGUGGUCUGUUGCUCAGCUAGAACAAGAGCUUUCAAGAACUCCCGAGUUCGUGGAAUUAAAGGCAGAAGAACUGUACACCUCAAUGCCCACAAUUUUAGGUGUAAUGAGUAGUUGGAACGAAGAUGACCUACCUCGGAUGCGAUUCAAAUGCCCGUUCUGUACGCACACAGUGAAGCGACGCGCGGACCUGAAGCGGCAUCUGCGGUGUCACACAGGGGAGCGACCGUACCCGUGCGAAGCCUGUGGGAAGAGGUUCACCCGACUAGAGCAUCUACGGAACCACUUCCAAACGAUACAUCAAGCUGGCAAACUGAUCUGCAGAAAAUGCAAGCGUCACGUAACUGAACUAACAGGAUGUGUUGUUCAGCAAGGAACAAGACGCUACAGACUGUGCCAUAAGUGUCUGGCAGAAACUAAUUUUGACAGCAUCCCUGACGAUUUAGAUGCAGAACAUUCUCCUGUCUCCUCCACGGGAAACAAACGUUCGAAGUGGGCUUUGGAGGAGGAACAGAAAUCAGAUGAAGAGACGGUGGAGGAGGAACCGUAUAAUUUGGUUGUCCGACACGUUAACGAUGAUACUCCAGCUGAGGUAGAUGAAAAGGUGAAGCCAAAUCUUAGGUAGAUCUGUUACUGUUGUAUUCAAGAUUAAAUUACUUGUGUCCUACCAACUA